AUGCCCCAGUCGAUCGAUCGUGGUGUCAGAUACACCUCUAUGCGAACUGUUGCAUUGACAGACCAGCCUUCUCCAGACAGUUUGACUGAGCGACCAACAUUACCCCACCGUAUUAGAGCCAGUUCCGAGUUUGCGCCGAUCUCUAAAGAUGAUUAUUCUCCUGCGGUAUGGGGAUUGGGAUGGCGGAGUCCGACUCUGAUGGUCGGACUCUUUUUAGGUGGCCUGGCAUUAUCGGUAGGCCAUCAUCUAUACUACAAGAGCCACGACAAUACGCUGGUUAAAUCGGCUGAGCAACAGACCUGGACAAUUCGGAUCGGCACUGGGUUUGCAUUCCUGGUCAAAACACUACUUGUAGCUGCCAUCGGGAUUGCGGCGGUGCAACAGAUGUGGGCUACACUCCGCAAGAAAAGUGUGAAUAUUCGCGGCAUCGAUGCCAUGUUCAGUAUUUUGAGCGAUCCACUUGCUUUUUUCGUCCCUGAUAUGUGGAUAUGUGCGAAAACACUGACUGUGUUGGCAAUUGUCUCCUGGCUGAUCCCCUUAACUGCUCUCAUUACACCAGCUACUCUCUCGGUACAUUUAAAGACAACGUCAACCACCACUCAGAUGAAUGUUCCCACUGUGAAAUUUACCAAAGAUUUCUGGAGCAACUGGGCAUCGUAUGGAGGGGCGGGCUUUAUUUCUCAGCCUUCCUAUAUCAUCAACCGUUUAUUCACGGCAACCUCCUCAUCAGCUGCUAUUAUUCCCCUUACCCCACCACUGCCUAACUCAUCCUAUACUCUUCAAUUUUGGGGACCUUCCUAUAAAUGCCAGGAUCUGAGUGAAGUCAUUGCCGAGACGAAGGGUAUCAUCUACACUGAUGAAGAUCUUAAUAACCAUACCUCCUUUCAGGGUGUGUGGGAUAGAUAUGCAAUAAACUCGAGUAACAGUCGAGCGAUAUACUCAGGCAGUGCGCCGGAGUGGUUGAGCAACACGCUUCUGAUCGCUGCGAGGCAAUACCAGGGCAUUUACAAGGAAAACUCCACCGAAACAUCUCUUGUUUGCAAGCUCUGGAACACUUCUUAUGUGCUGGAUGUAUCUUUCGACGAUACCAUUCAGAGACUCAUCCCUAUCUCGACCGAUUUGGUAGCUCCUUGUGAUUGGAAUACAAGCACUGCAAUGUGGUCAACGUUAUCAUCCGAUGUUCCAGAGAGCCUUGGGGGUUAUUAUAUAACCCACUUGCUCUUCUCAUCUCUCAUCAAUGGUUACCUAAGAUUAAGUGCCUCGGAAGAGCUCAACGGCGACGCAACCUGGAUUAUGCAGUCUGGUCUCUUCGAGUGUCCAGAGCUUGUGAAUAGCUCGAGCUAUUCUCUGGUGGAAUUCACGCCCAGUCCGACCUGUCGCAAUAAGACAUUGGGCCGAGCCCUGGAAGACCUCUCACGGAACUUUACCUACAGCCUUCUCAGUCUGAACACAGCCAACACCAGUGUGCCUGUCUCUGUCAACUCACCCAAGAACUUCUACAGUUAUAAUUGGAGAAAUCUGGUUACGGCUUAUGUGACCGCUCUCGUGGUCACUUUUGGGUGCAUUACUAUUGGGCUUUUUGCUCUGUGCAGCAAUGGUGUCCCUGAGAACACGUCUUUUUCCAACCUACUGAGAACGACGCGAAAUCCGGACUUGGAUGUUUUAACAACUGGAUACUGCUUGGGCUCCGACCAUUUACCCGAUGAGCUUGAAAAGGUGAGGUUGCGGUUCGGGGAGAUUGAGACACCUCAGCCAUUCAAGCACGCGGCAUUUGGAUUUGAAGAUUCAGUCAUUGAUUUGGUGAAAGAUGAAAAGUAUUAUUAG
Messenger RNA from Penicillium brevicompactum, 1824 nucleotides. RefSeq lists its product as uncharacterized. The coding region runs from base 1 to 1824 and encodes 607 amino acids. The record is from RefSeq and is a predicted model, not a curated record. The transcript has 2 exons. Lineage: Eukaryota; Fungi; Ascomycota; Eurotiomycetes; Eurotiales; Aspergillaceae.